AUGCAAGGCGUAUUGUGUGAGAACAGUUCUCCAUGGCCUUCAUAUCCAGGGAGGCUUUUGGCAGCAGAGGAUGAAGAAAGACGAGCUUUGCAGGAAGAGUUUCUUCAAAGUGAGACAGCCUCUGUUCGCUUGCUCCGGGACGCUGACGCCUUGGAGGCUGAAAUGAAAGAGGCGACCAAAUCUCAGCAUGAGGAAAUGAACUACUCGAAGCUCCAGUUAGCUGCCCUUCGUGAGGAGCUCUUGAGUGCUCAUGACCACGUCCGGGGCUGGAGGCAGGAACGAGAUAGCGAGGCUGAAGCCGCGAGUGUCACGCACGAGGCUUACCUGGCAGAAUCUCGCUCGUCCCUCCGACAGCAUGAAUCCUUGAGAGCAGAGGCGCGCACCCGUCUUUCGGAAGUGGCCUCCAUGGAGGACUUCCAGAGGAGCCUGGACGGACAGGCGAAAGUUCUUCAGAAUGAGCUCAGCAAGGUUGCGUACAGCAUCGGACAGCGGGACCAUGAGCUGAAGGUGAAAGAUACGGAGCUCCAAGAAGUUCGCGAAAAUCUCAGCGGGAUCCAGGACGAAAUGGAUGAGGUCAACAGCCAGUUGAAAGUGCAGUGCCAACGUGUUCAACGCGUGGAGCGUGAACUCUCCUUAUCCAGUGAUUUGGGAGAGAAGGUCAAGAAUAUGCGGUUGAUGCUACAAGAGUCGCACAGCGGCAUCGCCCAGCUUUGUGCCUUAGUGAAUCAGGAGCGGCAGAAACGCGAUCAAUAUACUCAGGGCUUGAAGCAACAAAGGCUGCGCACCGAACUCCUUCUCCAGCUUUUGCAUCACUUCAAAAACCGCACACAGGAGUUGGCGCCACAGUCGCUGCCCGAUGUUCUGGCGCCAAGUGUCGAUGCACCUCAAGAACCAAUGACUCCACAGCCGCGUGCAAUGGGGUAGACCACGGACGGAUCGCAUGCGGGC
This is a messenger RNA of Cladocopium goreaui, 948 nucleotides long. The record is from the annotation of a GenBank genome assembly. Lineage: Eukaryota; Dinophyceae; Suessiales; Symbiodiniaceae.